This is a messenger RNA of Micromonas commoda, 1485 nucleotides long. RefSeq lists its product with no specific name. The record is from RefSeq and is a predicted model, not a curated record. Gene Ontology annotation, biological process: negative regulation of cyclin-dependent protein serine/threonine kinase activity; tRNA modification. The annotation marks the transcript as partial. Lineage: Eukaryota; Viridiplantae; Chlorophyta; Mamiellophyceae; Mamiellales; Mamiellaceae. Gene Ontology annotation, cellular component: cytosol; mitochondrion. Gene Ontology annotation, molecular function: tRNA-2-methylthio-N(6)-dimethylallyladenosine(37) synthase activity; 4 iron, 4 sulfur cluster binding. The transcript is spliced from 2 exons.
CGCAAGAACGUCUACGUGGAGACCUACGGGUGCCAGAUGAACGUCAACGACAGCGAGGUGAUGCUCUCCGUGCUCAAGGACCGCGGGUACGACGAGACCGGGGACAUGCACGACGCCGACGUCAUCCUCGUCAACACCUGCGCCAUCAGGGACAAGGCCGAGGCCAAGAUCUGGCAGAGGCUCGCGUACUUCAAGUCCCUGCGCCGGAAGAAGAAGAAGAGCGAGAAGCCCGUGGUGGGCGUCCUCGGCUGCAUGGCCGAGAGGCUCAAGACCCAGUUGCUCGAGGCUGACCAGCUCGCGGACCUCGUCGCGGGCCCGGACGCGUACAGGGACCUCCCGAACCUCAUCGAGGCGGUCGCGGGCACCGGCGAGAAGGCGAUGAACGUUCAGCUCUCCGUCGAGGAGACCUACGCGGAUAUCAUCCCCGUGCGCAAGGAGGGGGCGCACGCGGCGUUCGUGACCAUCAUGCGCGGGUGCGACAACGCGUGCGCGUUCUGCAUCGUACCGUACACGCGCGGCAGGGAGCGAUCCAGGGACCCGGCGUCCAUCGAGUACGAGGUGAGGCUCCUGUCCGAGCAGGGCGUGAAGGAGGUGACGCUGCUGGGACAAAACGUCAACUCGUACGCGUACCAGGAGGGGGAGACGGACUUUUUGUCCAUGCUCGCCGCCGGCGAGGGCGUGGUGGGUUCUGACGCGGCGGCGCGAAGGCGCGAGGGCGCGGUGCAGUUCGCCGCGCUGCUCGACCGCGUGGCGGCGAUCGACCCGGAGAUGCGCGUGCGGUUCACGUCCCCGCACCCCAAGGAUUUCCCCGACGAGGUCCUGGAGGUGAUCGCUCGCCGACCCAACGUCUGUAACUGCCUGCACAUGCCCGCGCAGAGCGGCUCCACCGCCACUCUCGAGCGCAUGGCCCGCGGGUACACCAGGGAGGCGUACCUCACCCUCAUCGAUAGGGUGAAGGAGAUCAUCCCCGGGUGCGCCAUCACCACGGAUAUCAUCUCGGGUUUUUGCGGCGAGACAGAGGAGGACCACGCGGACACGGUGAGCCUCAUGAAGGCGGUUGGGUACGAGCAGGCGUUCAUGUUCGCCUACUCGGAACGCGACGGCACGUCCGCGGCGCGUCACCAGGAGGACGACGUGCCCGAGGACGUCAAGCAGCGCAGGCUCGCCGAGGUCAUCGACGCGUUCAGGACCACCGCAGCGGAGAGGCAGAAGGAGGAGGUUGGACGGACGCACCUCGUCCUCGUCGAGGGGCCGAGCAAGAAGAACGAACGGGAGCUGACGGGCAAGACGGACAGCGCCAAGUGGGCCGUCUUCGCCGACACCCCAGUCGGCAUCUACGGCGGCGACGAGGACGAGGAGAGGACGGGGGGAGAGAAGGGCGUGGCGACGCCCAGGGCGGGCGAGUACGUCGCCGUUCGCGUCACCGGGUGCUCCACCGGCACGCUCUUCGGGGAGUGCCUCGGGCGAACCACGCUGACGGCGUUC